UCCUCCCUACUGCAAUAUAAAUGAUGCUCCUGACUGCCUCAUCACUCUAAUACAGUGAUUUACGCAUGAGACAGCAACAUGAAGACUAUGACGACCCUCAUCCUGCUUCUCUCCCUGGGUUUCCUGUGUUCUGCCACAGAACUUAUCCAUUCUGACAAUAUUACAAAUGAUUCUUCCUUCAGUGAAGAAUUCCAGUCCAUGAAUAUGACAGAUGAUUCUUCCUUCAGUGAUGUGAACUCAAGAGCACUCUGCCCUGGUGGAUGGAGGCAGUUUAAUGGACGCUGCUAUAGUUUUAUCAGCACUGCAAGAACAUGGGCAGAAGCAGAGCGCUUCUGUUUACUACUGGGUGGCAAUCUGGCGUCUGUGCACAGCGUUGCAGAGUACCACUACAUCCAAGGACUCAUAGUGACACACACACAUGGUUCACCUCGCACUUGGCUUGGUGGAACAGAUGCCCAGCAGAAUGGAAUCUGGUUUUGGAGUGAUGGAUCCAGAUUUACGUUCCAUCUUUGGAACCCAGGUGAACCCAAUAACUUAAAUAAUGAAGCCUGUCUACAAAUGAACCAUGGAGGAGGACUGCUCUGGAAUGCUUGUGCAAAUCUAUAUCCAUCUGUCUGUGCAAGAGGACUCAUUUAAGCACAUCACUGAGCUUGCUGUAGCAGGAGUCCCUGCCCUAUACGGCAGCUUCUGCUCCAGCUUAUCUGAAGGCUACACUAAAGCCUUUUGUUUCUAUAAGGAAGUUGCCAUUCUGCCAGUACCAACCGUCUAGCAUUGGUCUCUACUCACACAUGGCGAACACAGUCUACGCAGCUGUCUGUCAUUGUUCCUCAGUGGGUAGGGUCAUCCCUCUCAA
Molecule: messenger RNA, 853 nt
Organism: Engraulis encrasicolus (European anchovy)
Lineage: Eukaryota; Metazoa; Chordata; Actinopteri; Clupeiformes; Engraulidae
Product: ladderlectin-like
Exons: 7
Coding region: 79-636 (185 amino acids)
Molecular function (GO): signaling receptor activity
Source: RefSeq, a predicted model, not a curated record